UUUAGUUUAUCUACAGAAAGUGAAAACUAGGGUUUCAGAGAGAAAGAGAGAGAAUCAAUCUCAAGAGAUCAAAGAUGAGUUACGGACAAGAUAGGCUAAGGGGCACCGUCAAGUGGUUCGACACCCAGAAGGGGUUCGGCUUCAUCACUCCCGAGAACGGCGGCGAAGAUCUCUUCGUCCACCAGUCCUCCAUCAGAUCCGAGGGAUUCCGAAGCCUCGCCGCCGACGAAUCCGUCGAGUUCCAGGUCGAGAACGACAACAACGGCCGUGCCAAGGCUGUUGAGGUCUCCGGACCCGACGGCGCUCCCGUCCAAGGCAGCAGCGGCGGUUCUUCCGGCGGAGGCCGUGGAUUCGGAGGCGGUGGAAGAGGCGGAGGUCGCGGAUUCGGCGGCGGGAGAGGCGGUGGUGGACGUGGAGGAAGCGACUGCUACAAGUGCGGUGAGCCGGGUCACAUUGCGAGGGACUGUUCCGAAGGUGGCGGAGGAUACGGAGGAGGAGGGAGAGGUGGCGGCGGUGGUGGAUACGGUGGUGGUGGUGGCGGAGGAAGCUGCUACAGCUGUGGCGAGUCGGGGCAUUUCGCUAGGGAUUGCACUAGCGGUGGACGUUGAAGCCACUGUUCCUUCGUUAUCAGAUCGAGAAGUAUUCUCGCAUCUUAUUAUCUCUUUUUAUUGUUUGUUUUUGCUUAUGAUGGAUCUCUUUCAUUUCUCGGUUUAUUUUCGGUUCACUGGUUUAAUCGCUUGAUGGUUUCGAAUUAGGGGCCUUUAUGGUUAUUUCGUUUUAUGCUAUGUUAUGGUUUUUAUUUA
This is a messenger RNA of Raphanus sativus (radish), 803 nucleotides long. RefSeq names its product cold shock protein 2. Bases 75 to 608 code for a protein of 177 amino acids. The record is from RefSeq and is a predicted model, not a curated record. The transcript has a single exon. NCBI's taxonomy places the organism in Eukaryota, Viridiplantae, Streptophyta, Magnoliopsida, Brassicales, Brassicaceae. Gene Ontology annotation, molecular function: zinc ion binding; nucleic acid binding.